GGCGUCGCAAAAGGGAGAAUUGUUUGAGAGCUCAGUCAUCCAAAAACGGCCUUUCAAUGUGAGAACUUGGGGAGCCGAAGAAAAUGUCGGUGGCAUCGCAGUAAAUUACUAAAGCAGCGAGGCUUUAGAGGGAAAAGAGAAGUAAAAACAGUUAUUUCUGGGGACUAAAACUCGGUGCAAGAAGAGAAGGCGAAGAGAAGAUCGGCGGGUUUAAAACGGGGUGUGAGCACCAAAUACAGCAGUUUGGGGGGUAGUGUAUGGAAAAUGUCUGGAAAGCGAGACUGGACUCCGUGGAUGAAAAAGAGAAGAGCUCCAGUGUUGUGUGCUCUGGGUGCAGUACUACUAUGCUGCCUGCAGAGCGGCGCCUCCGUCACCGACGAGGUGCCAAUGUUCACUGAGGAGCCCAUGUCUGUGGUGCAGAAGCUGGGAGGCAGUGUGAAUCUGCGCUGCAGUGCCCGACCCUCCUCCGCCAACAUCAGCUGGCGUCUCAACGGCCAGGAGUUCUUGGAUGGAGAUUUGGGUGUAGUGCUGGGGCCCAACAGCCUGUACAUCCCCGCGCUCUCCAACCUGACUCUGGGCAGAUACCAGUGUGUGGCCAGCACCGGCGCAGGAGCCCUGGCUAGUGUGCCUGCGAACGUCACUGCUGCCAAGCUGCGGGACUUUGAGCCAGAUGACCAGCAGGAGAUCGAGGUCGAUGAAGGCAACACGGCUGUUAUUGAAUGUCACCUCCCCGAAAGCCAGCCCAAGGCUCAGGUCCGCUACAGUGUCAAACAGGAGUGGCUGGAAACAUCCAAAGGGAACUACCUCAUCAUGCCUUCAGGGAACCUGCAGAUAGCCAACGCCACGCAGGACGAUGAGGGACCGUACAAGUGUGCUGCUUACAACCCCGUCACUCAGGAGGUUAAAACAUCCAUCUCCGCUGACCGCCUGCGCAUACGCCGCUCCACCUCAGAAGCAGCUCGGAUCAUUUACCCGCCGGCGUCUCGCUCCAUCAUGGUGACCAAAGGCCAGCGGCUGGUGUUGGAGUGUGUGGCCAGUGGCAUCCCCACUCCGCAGGUUAUAUGGGCAAAAGAUGGGCAGGACCUGCGUUCCCACAACAACACGCGCUUCCUGCUUAGCAACCUGCUGAUCGACGCAGUGGGCGAGGCAGACUCUGGCACUUACAUUUGCCGAGCGGACAAUGGCAUCGGUUCAGCCAGCUCUGCGACGGUGCUUUAUGAUGUACAAGUGUUUGAGCCUCCUCAGGUGACGGUGGAGCUGCAGCAGCAGGAGGUCGUGUACGGAGAGACUGUGCGCUUCACCUGCCAGGCCCGCGGUAAACCCACUCCCUCCGUGAUGUGGCUUCACAACGCCCGUCCCCUUUCCCCGUCUCCUCGCCACCGCCUUACCUCCCGGGUGCUGCGUGUCUCCAAUGUGGGCCCUCAGGACGAUGGACUGUACCAAUGCAUGGCUGAGAACGGGGUGGGCAGCUCGCAGGCCUCCGCUCGCCUCAUCACAGUAUCAACUGGGAUUACAUCCAGGGGGAAGCUGCCCUCCAUCUAUCGGCCACUCAGCCCAGAUAAGGUGCUGAGAGAGCAGCCGCCUGUGAGGCCUGGUGCCACGGGUGCCAUGUUGCCUCUUGACUGCUCUGAGCUACCAGGACAGAUCCUGCCUGCAGAUGCCCCCAUCAUCCUCAGCCAGCCACGCACUGGCAAAGCUGACUACUAUGAACUGACCUGGAGGCCUCGGAAUGAGCGAGGAGUCCCUGUGCUGGAGUAUAUGGUCAAAUACAGAAAGGUGGGUGACCCUCUAGCAGAGUGGACCUCCAGCAGUAUCUCAGGCUCUCUCCACAAGCUGCCUCUGGUCAAGCUGCAGCCAGACAGCCUGUAUGAGGUGGAGAUGGCUGCCAAAAACUGUGCAGGUCUGGGACAACCUGCUAUGAUGACCUUCAGAACUGGAAAAGUUCGUAAAGGGCAAAUUGACCCACCGAAAACCCCUGCUGUUCCUUCGCCAAGCCUCUCUCCUCCUGAAGCCCCUGACAAGCCCACAGUCUCCACGGCAACGGAAACGUCGGCAUACGUGACUUGGAUUCCUCGCGGUAACCGCGGCUUCCCCAUCCAGUCAUUUCGGGUGGAGUACAAGAAGGUGAAGAAGGCAGGCGAGGACUGGGUGACGGCGGUGGAAAACAUCCCACCAUCGCGGCUCUCUGUGGAGAUCACGGGCCUCGAGAAAGGUACAUCCUAUAAGUUUCGUGUUGUGGCGGUGAAUGUAAUCGGUUCCAGUCCUCCCAGUGCCCCUUCGAAGGCAUACACUGUGGUGGGUGGGAGAACCCAUGAGCGGCCUGUUGAUGGACCUUACAUCACCUACAAUGAAGCCAUCAAUGAGACCACAAUCAUUCUCAAAUGGACGUACACUCCUGUAAACAACACGCCAAUCUACGGUUUCUACAUCUACUACCGGCCGACCGACAGCGAUAAUGACAGUGACUAUAAGAAGGAUGUGGUGGAGGGAGACAGAUACUGGCAUCAAAUCAGUGACCUCCAGCCUGAGACUGCCUACGACAUCAAGAUGCAGAGCUUCAACGAGAAGGGAGAGAGUGAAUUUGGCAACGUGGUGAUCCUCGAAACGAAAGCUCGUCCUAAUAACCCGCGGCUUGAUCCAUCAGAGACCCCAGACCAUGUUUUUGGACAGUCCAACGGACUUGUGCCGCGGCCCGGUGACCUCCCCUACCUCAUAGUCGGUAUUGUUCUCGGAGCCUUCGUCUUCAUCAUUGUGGCCUUCAUCCCUUUCUGCCUUUGGAGGGCUUGGGCCAAACAGAAGCAAACAUCGGAUUUGUGUUUUCCUGCUGUGGCUGCCCCUGUGUCGUCGUGCCAGUACACCAUGGUUCCCCUGCAGGGACUUGCCCUGGUUGGCCACUGCCCGCUGGAUGGCCACAUAACGGCUCCCCAUGGCGUCUACCCAGCCAACGGAGAAUACACUCCAAAUGGCAAACCUCACCACGCCACACACUGCCUGCCGGGGCUGCAGCAGGAGGAGGUGGACUGUGAUAUGGAGUGUGACACGUUGUUGCCACAGACGGUGUCAAAUGGACAUCUUUACCACUACUCCACCAGUGGUUCAGAUCUUCAUGAACAGAGCUGCUGUCCUCCUGAUGACUCCACUCUUCAGCUCCUCAACUCAUCCCAUCAGCGCUUCAGUUCACAGGAACUGGGAGGCGAUGGCAACUUCUCUGGAGGAGAUAAAGCAGAGGAUGGCAUCACUAACAAGUCGGCGUCCUUUCCUCUUCUCUCUCUAGAAGACGAAGGGAUUUUCACCACAUCAUCUUCAGCAGCCACAACGCCACAAUCCCAAGAUACAACAAUACAGGAAGUGAACAUCCUCCCAAAUGAAGCAGCCCCUGAGGACGAAGGGACAGGCAACACAACAGAUGCAUAAAAGACUGUUAAACAAACAGAAGAAAACAAAAGAGAAUAUUUAUUUUUGUAUCACAGAUAUUUAUAUAUUUAUGCUUUUGUACAUAAGUGUCUGAUUAUACUGUAUAUAAGGUUAUUUUCAUAUUGAAAAAAAGACUCUUUAUUCAUACGUCCUCCCUCUCAAUACGUCAUGGAGAACGGGAGUACCAUCGUGUGAUGCUGUCUGCAUUUCCUGUGGAGGAAAGCGAGUUUGAGACGUUAUUCCUCAUGUGAAGAAGAUCAGUCAGGGGACCUUAAAUCUGCAGGGGAUUCCCCUCAGUUUUCAGCACUUCAUGUCUAGACCCUCCUCACGUCAUUCCUCACAAGAUAUCCUCCAUCCUAAAUGUUUGGACUUUAGGUACUUUAGCUUUAUGUUCAACAGAAACAAAGGGACAUUCAAACCAGUCUGAUGCUGUAAUUAAGAGGUGCUUCAUUGCUGUUUAGUUUUUGUUGCCAUGUCACAUUUUCAAAAAUACAACUGUCUGUCAUUUUGUAUAGCAGUAACACAAAUGUAUUAUGCAUUGUUCAUCAUUAACAAACUAUUAACAAGUGUAUGCAACGUAAAUCAUUCUGUUUCAGUAGUGUGCAAGAGAUUAUAUAUUGUAUAGUUAUUUAUUUUUUUGAUUUUAUGUUAUUUUUUUAAAUCACUGAAUGGGAGAGAUUCUGGAAACUAUCUUAAACUCAGUCAUUGAUAAGCUGAACUUUAUACUGCAACCACUUCUGUGUUUACUCAUUUGCUGGUUACCAAAUGACUGCCAGGUGAGGGCGCUGUGACAGGUGUGUCAGUAUUAUUACUCCCUCACAGGUUGGUGCAUAAGUAUUAGUCUUAGAGACAUCCGCAAUCAAAAUGAAGGAGAACCUGAAUCUACACUCCCCUUAUAAGUGAAGCCGUUCUGUGGCUGCACAUGCUGGAGCACUAUUGCAUGUAAAUAAAAGCUUACAAAAUUUGA
This is a messenger RNA of Dicentrarchus labrax (European seabass), 4381 nucleotides long. RefSeq names its product BOC cell adhesion associated, oncogene regulated (gene boc). The record is from RefSeq and is a predicted model, not a curated record. NCBI's taxonomy places the organism in Eukaryota, Metazoa, Chordata, Actinopteri, Moronidae. Gene Ontology annotation, cellular component: axon; plasma membrane. The transcript has 18 exons. Gene Ontology annotation, molecular function: protein binding. Gene Ontology annotation, biological process: axon guidance; cell-cell adhesion; nervous system development. The coding region runs from base 265 to 3414 and encodes 1049 amino acids.